Molecule: messenger RNA, 5349 nt
Organism: Psilocybe cubensis
Lineage: Eukaryota; Fungi; Basidiomycota; Agaricomycetes; Agaricales; Agrocybaceae
Exons: 13
Coding region: 1-5349 (1782 amino acids)
Biological process (GO): (1->3)-beta-D-glucan biosynthetic process; fungal-type cell wall polysaccharide biosynthetic process
Cellular component (GO): 1,3-beta-D-glucan synthase complex; plasma membrane
Molecular function (GO): 1,3-beta-D-glucan synthase activity
Source: RefSeq, a predicted model, not a curated record
AUGCCUGCUCGUCCAGGGCCUACUAGUCAGGAGGGAUAUCCCUCCUCCUCGCCCUCUCUAGACGCUCAUUCACAGGACCCCUUCAAUUCUCAGCGACGCUAUUACGAUAAUGACUCGGACCAUGUUGAGUUUGGCGGCAGGCGCGAUUAUCGGGAGACAUACAACUCAGACACCAGCAAUCCCGCGGUCAAUGACUACGAGCAUGGAAACUACGACUAUCCCCUCCCCGACACAGAUUCAGACCCUGAUGUCUAUGGUCAGCGGCCGGCCCCUUCCUCAGAGUCCCUCGGCCCCCCUCCAGGCAGUCGCAUGGGCUAUCCCGAUUCUUCAACACCAACCUUCAUGGAGUACGGUGGACCGGCCGGCUCGCGGGAGGCUUAUCCCGCGUGGAGCGCAGAGCGCCAGAUCCCUCUCUCAAAGGAGGAAAUAGAGGACAUUUUUCUUGAUCUCACACAAAAGUUCGGUUUUCAGAGGGAUUCGAUGAGGAAUAUGUUCGAUUUUUUGAUGCAGCUGCUCGAUAGCAGAGCAUCCAGAAUGUCUCCAAAUCAGGCCCUGCUCACCCUCCACGCCGACUAUAUUGGCGGUCACAAUGCCAACUAUCGGAAGUGGUAUUUCGCCGCUCAACUCGACCUCGAUGAUGCCAUUGGCCAAACCCAGAAUCCCGGCCUCAAUCGCCUCAAGUCAAAGCGGGGCGGCAAGCGUCAGCCUCACGAAAAGUCUCUCAACACGGCAUUGGAUCGCUGGCGGGAGGCAAUGAACAGCAUGAGCCAAUAUGAUCGACUGCGGCAGAUUGCUCUCUACCUACUUUGUUGGGGUGAAGCCGCCCAAGUCCGGUUCUGUCCCGAAGCCCUGUGUUUCAUCUUCAAAUGUGCAGACGAUUAUUACCGAUCACCCGAAUGCCAGAAUCGCGUUGAGCCAGUACCCGAGGGUCUGUAUCUCCGAGCGGUCACGAAGCCUUUGUACAGAUUCAUUCGUGAUCAGGGUUAUGAGGUCGUAGAUGGAAAGUUUGUGCGGAGAGAACGAGACCACCAGGAUAUCAUUGGGUAUGACGAUGUGAAUCAACUGUUUUGGUACCCAGAAGGCAUUGCGAGAAUAGUCCUCAACGACAAGACACGACUCGUCGACCUACCUCCUGCCCAACGGUUCAUGAAGUUCGACCGGAUAGACUGGAACCGCGCCUUCUUCAAGACAUACUCAGAAAAACGCUCUAUAGGCCAUCUCCUUGUCAACUUCAACCGCAUCUGGGUCAUCCACAUAGCUAUGUUCUACUUCUACACUUCGUUCAAUUCACCGAAUGUAUAUCGCGUAGAGGGGCGCUCGUCGCCUGCCAUGACGUGGUCCGCUGUCGCCUUGGGAGGUGCCGUUGCCACCAUCAUCAUGAUUCUUGCCACCAUCGCCGAAUUCUCGUACAUCCCCACGACCUGGAACAACACAUCACAUCUUACUCGACGUCUCAUUUUCUUAUUCAUCACGCUAGGUCUUACUUCCGGUCCCACGGUUUACAUUGCCAUUGUAGAGCAUAACGGCACUGGCGGGCAGCUGGCGCUUAUUUUGGGCAUCGUUCAGUUCUUCAUUUCGGUCAUUGCGACGGUGCUGUUUGCGAUCAUGCCGUCUGGCAGGAUGUUCGGCGACAGGGUUGCGGGCAAAUCAAGAAAGUACCUUGCGAGCCAGACGUUUACAGCGAGUUACCCGCAAUUGGGCAAGCAAAACCGCAUCGGCUCGAUAUUUUUGUGGAUAUUGGUGUUCGGGUGCAAGUUUGUGGAAUCCUACUUUUUCUUGAGCACAUCUUUUGGCAAACCGAUCCAGGUGAUGGUGGGCAUGAAGGUUCAAGGGUGCUCGGACAAGUUGUUUGGCAAUUCGCUGUGCACUAAUCAGGCAGCGUUCACGUUGACGAUUAUGUAUAUCAUGGAUCUGGCUUUGUUCUUCUUGGACACGUUUUUGUGGUAUAUCAUUUGGAAUACGGUGUACAGUAUCGCGCGCUCGUUUACGCUCGGACUUUCGAUCUGGACUCCCUGGAAGGAUAUCUAUACCAGACUACCCAAGCGGAUAUAUGCAAAGCUUUUGGCUACUCAGGAUAUGGAGGUCAAGUACAAACCCAAGGUUCUCGUCUCGCAAAUUUGGAAUGCAAUCAUCAUUUCCAUGUACCGCGAACAUCUGCUCUCUAUCGACCAUGUGCAAAAGCUGCUUUAUCACCAAGUUGACACUGGCGCGGGCGGACGGCGGUCGUUGCGUGCGCCGCCAUUCUUCACGGCACAAAACGACAAGGGCUUCAAGGGCGAGUUUUUCCCGGCUGGGAGCGAAGCGGAGAGACGAAUCUCGUUCUUUGCGCAGAGUCUGACGACGAACAUUCCGCCGCCUCUGCCGGUUGAUGCGAUGCCUACGUUUACGGUCUUGACGCCCCAUUACAGUGAAAAGACUUUGCUCUCGCUGCGUGAGAUCAUUCGCGAAGAGGAUCAGAACACCCGCGUUACGCUUCUCGAGUACCUGAAGCAGUUGCACCCGAUCGAAUGGGAGAAUUUUGUCAAGGAUACCAAGAUCCUCGCGGAGGAGUCGGCGAUGUUCAAUGGCGUCAACCCCUUUGCGAACGACGAAAAGGGCCAGUCUAAGGUCGAUGAUUUGCCGUUCUACUUUAUCGGAUUCAAGAGCGCCGCCCCUGAAUUCACACUGCGCACGCGUAUCUGGGCUUCGCUCCGCGCGCAGACUUUGUACAGGACGGUCUCUGGCAUGAUGAACUACUCCAAGGCGAUCAAGCUGCUCUACCGCGUGGAGAACCCCGAGGUCGUACAGCAGUUCGGCGGUAACACGGAUAAGCUUGAGCGAGAGCUUGAGAGGAUGGCAAGGCGCAAGUUCAAGUUUGUCGUGUCGAUGCAGCGGUUCUCCAAGUUCAACAAGGAGGAGCAUGAGAAUGCCGAGUUUUUGUUGCGCGCGUAUCCUGAUUUACAGAUUGCGUAUUUGGAGGAGGAGCCGCCGCGCAGGGAAGGUGGCGACCCGCGGAUUUUCUCGUCGUUGAUUGAUGGACAUAGCGAGUUUGUGCCUGAGACGGGGAGGAGGCGGCCUAAAUUCCGUAUCGAGCUGCCUGGGAACCCUAUCCUCGGAGACGGAAAGUCGGACAACCAGAACCACGCGAUCAUCUUUUAUAGGGGCGAAUAUUUGCAGCUCAUCGAUGCGAACCAGGAUAAUUACCUCGAGGAGUGUCUUAAGAUCAGGAAUGUGUUGGCUGAGUUUGACGAGUAUGCGGUGUCGAACCAGAGCCCGUACGGUCAAUGGAACCACAAGGACUUCAAGAAGCCUCCCGUUGCAAUUGUUGGUGCGCGCGAAUACAUUUUCUCGGAGAAUAUUGGUAUACUGGGAGAUCUGGCUGCUGGUAAAGAGCAGACGUUUGGAACGCUCUCUGCGCGGUCUAUGGCGUGGAUCGGCGGGAAGUUGCAUUACGGUCACCCGGAUUUCUUGAACGCGCUGUACAUGACGACGCGGGGCGGAGUGUCCAAGGCGCAAAAGGGAUUGCAUCUCAACGAGGAUAUCUACGCGGGCAUGAACGCGUUCGGGCGUGGUGGUGUGAUCAAGCAUACGGAGUACUACCAGUGCGGUAAAGGUCGUGAUUUGGGCUUUGGUACGAUUUUGAACUUCCAGACGAAGAUUGGGACGGGUAUGGGAGAACAGUUUUUGAGUCGGGAGUACUAUUAUUUGGGCACACAGUUGCCUAUUGAUAGGUUCUUGACGUUUUAUUAUGGCCAUCCUGGAUUCCAGAUCAACAAUAUGCUGGUUAUUCUGUCGUUGCAGCUGUUCAUUGUGACGAUGGUGUUCAUUGGAACGUUGAACUCGAACCUGCAGAUUUGCAAGUAUACUGCGGCUGGACAGUUCUUGGGUGGACAGGCUGGCUGUUACAACCUUGACCCUGUGUUCUCUUGGAUCCACCGAUGCAUCAUCAGUAUCUUCUUGGUGUUCAUGAUUGCCUUCUUGCCACUUUUCCUCCAAGAACUUGUCGAGCGUGGAACGUGGAAAGCCAUUUUCCGUUUAUGCAAACAAUUUUCAUCACUCUCACCCGUCUUCGAGGUGUUUGCAACCCAGAUCUACACGCAUUCCAUUCUUAGCAAUCUGACAUUUGGUGGUGCUCGAUACAUUGCUACCGGCCGUGGGUUCGCGACGACGAGAAUCUACUUCAACAUUUUGUUCUCGCGCUUUGCUGGGCCAAGCAUAUACCUGGGCAUGAGGACCUUGAUCAUGCUGUUGUAUGUGACGUUGACGCUGUGGACGCCAUACCUCAUUUAUUUCUGGUUUACGGUCAUGUCGCUGUGCAUCGCGCCGUUCUGGUUCAACCCUCAUCAGUUUGUGUUCUCGGAUUUCAUCAUCGACUACCGUGAAUUUUUGAGAUGGAUGAUGCGCGGUAACUCACGCUCACACAACAAUUCGUGGAUUGGAUACUGCCGCCUGUCGCGAACCAUGAUCACCGGUUACAAGAAAAAGAAGUUGGGCCACCCAUCCGAAAAGCUAUCAGGCGACGUCCCCCGUGCCAGCUGGCGAGCGGUCAUCUUUUCAGAGAUCAUAUUCCCGAUCGUCAUGGCCGUCCUGUUUGUGAUCGCGUACAUGUUCGUCAAGUCGUUCCCGGAUGCCAAUGGCAAGUUCCCCCCAAGCCCGCUGAUUCGCAUCGCGGUCAUCUCGCUCGGUCCCAUCGUCUGGAAUGCUGCUGUCCUGUUGGUGUUAUUCCUGGUCUCGCUCUUCCUAGGCCCCAUGCUCGACCCCAUGUUCUCAAAAUUCGGCUCCGUGAUUGCGUUCAUUGCCCAUGUUUUGGGUGUUGUCGGCAUGCUCGGCUUCUUUGAGUUUUUGUGGUUCCUCGAGUCGUGGGAUGCCAGCCAUGCUGUCCUUGGCCUUAUCUGUGUGAUAGCUAUCCAACGAGCUGUGCACAAGAUUCUCAUCUCAGUCUUCCUGUCCCGUGAAUUCAAACACGACGAAACGAAUCGUGCGUGGUGGACGGGUAGAUGGUACGGCCGUGGAUUGGGCUCGCAUGUGAUGUCCCAGCCCGCCCGAGAGUUUAUCGUAAAGAUCAUUGAACUGUCGUUGUGGAGCUCGGAUCUUCUUCUUGGACACAUGCUCUUGUUUUUGUUGACGCCUCCCAUUCUGAUACCCUAUUUUGACCGUCUACAUGCUACCCUACUUUUCUGGCUACGGCCCUCGAAACAAAUCCGUGCUCCUCUGUAUUCCAUCAAGCAGAAGCGUCAACGACGCUGGAUUAUCAUAAAAUAUGGAAUUGUCUAUGUCCUCGUACUCGCCAUCUUUGUUGUUCUCAUCGCCUUACCCGCGACUCUCCGCAAUUCCCUAAAAUUCAACUGCAGCCUCUGUAACAGCCUGUAA